Molecule: messenger RNA, 1557 nt
Organism: Cyphellophora europaea CBS 101466
Lineage: Eukaryota; Fungi; Ascomycota; Eurotiomycetes; Chaetothyriales; Cyphellophoraceae
Exons: 2
Coding region: 1-1557 (518 amino acids)
Molecular function (GO): RNA binding
Source: RefSeq, a predicted model, not a curated record
AUGUCUAAAGUCAAAGUUACUAAAGGCUCUAAGCCUACCAAAUCGGCUGACGUCUUGAGCAAGGCCAAGGCCGCCGGCAUCACCAAGCCUGCUCAGACCGAGAAGGCAAAGAGCAAGGAAGUCGCUAAGGAGAUUGCUAAGAAAGAGAAGAAAAACAAGAAGGUGAAGGAGCCAACUCCUGAGUCAUCUGACGAGGACUCCGACGACACCUCUGCCAGCUCCUCGUCUGACUCGGAGGAGGAGGCUGAGGCUAAGCCUGUCACUAACGGCAAGGCCAAUGGCUCCAAGAAAGCCGCUGUCGCAGCUGAUGAGAGCUCCGACGAGUCCGAUUCAUCUGAAAGCGAGUCUGAGGCCGAGGCUCCUAAGACCAAUGGAGCCGCCAAAGUCAAGGCUGCUGCCCCUGCUGCGGACAGUGAUUCUGAGUCCGAUGACGCCAGCGAUUCUGACAGCGAUGUGGAGAAGCCCGCUGGCAAAUCUGCCGUGAUGGGUUCUAAGCUGUCCGCUGCCAAUGAGACUUCCGAAGAUUCCGACAGUGCUGACAGCUCUGACAGCGAUAAGGCCGAUAGCGAAGAGUCCGAUAGCGAUGACGAGCCUGCUCCCAAGAAGGACGUCAAGAAGGCUGUUAAGGCUGACGAGACUUCUGACAGUGAAGAGGAGGACAGUGACGACUCCGAGAGCGAGGAAGAAGUUGAAGAGGAGAAGCCAAAGUCCUCCAAGCGCAAGGCCGAAGAUGAGGCUCCUGCUCCUGCGAAGAAGGCCAAAACCGCUGUCAGCGACAAGGAGGCUACCAAGAACCUCUUCGUUGGUAAUCUUUCAUGGAACGUCACUGAUGACUGGCUGCGCGAGGAGUUCGAGGCUUUCGGUACCGUCGAGGGCGCCCGUGUCAUGACUGAUCGUGCCACUGGCCGCUCCAAAGGCUUUGGCUAUGUCGAGUUCUCCAAUACCGAUGAAUCGUCGGCUGCUCUCGAGGCUAAAAAUGGUGCCGAUCUUGAUGGUCGUCCCAUGAACGUGGACUUCUCAAACCCGCGUCCCACGAACGAUCAGCGCCAGGAAAGCCGUCGCCAGCAAUACGCCGACCAGCUGAGCGAGCCUUCGGAUACGCUGUUCGUUGGCAACCUCUCGUUCGAAGCCGGACAAGAUGCUCUCACCGCAGCGUUCACGCCUCACGGCAAUCCAGUUGGUGUUCGCAUUCCCACUGACCCCGAGACCGGCAACUACAAGGGUUUUGGCUACGUUACCUUCGGCACUGUCGAAGAGGCUACGGCUGUGCUUGAGGCCAUGCAAGGCGAGUACAUUGAAGGUCGUCCCAUUCGUCUGGACUACUCGCAGCCUCGUCCUCAGAACAACGGUUCUCCUCGUGGCGGCCGCGGCGGACGUGGUGGUUUCGGCGACCGUGGCGGUCGCGGCGGACGUGGAGGCCGUGGAGACUUCGGUGGGCGUGGUCGUGGCCGUGGCGGCUUCGAUCGCGGUGGGCGCGGUGGUCCCCGUGGCGGCCGCGGUGGUAGCACCAACCGUGGUGGUUUUGGCGACUUCUCUGGCAAGAAGACGACAUUCUAA